AUGUCAGACAAGUUCGUUUGGUCGGAGAAAACCAGCCAUCGAUAUGCUUAUUUCGAUUUGUUACUAUCAUUUAAUCAAUUAUGCGGACUUGCAUUUGUGAUACUCAGCGGUUAUCUAUUCAACACAAUGGAAAUCGGUAUAAAAUGGCCAUCAGAAGGUGAUAACGGAGGAAUUAACUUCCACGGAAUGUUCAUGAGCACUGGACUUGUGUUCUUUCAAGGAGAAGCACUACUUUCCCAUCGAAUGUACCGUUACGACAAUAAGGUUUUAUCGAAAUUUAUCCAUACCGUCUUUCAUCUGCUCGCUAUGGGUUUCUUCUCAACAGCGUUAGCUGCUAUGAUUCUACAGAAAAACGCUAAUGUACGUUCUUCUAUUCCAGUCUUUACAUUAUUAAAAGGUACUAAGAAGCGUUUACGACAAAAAAUUAGAAUCUCAGUUGAUGACAUAAAAAGGAAGGCAUCACAAAUACUCGACCAAACAACAAAAAUCUAUUCUAGGAUCGAAUUAGAGAAAAAAUCUAUUGAAAAGCGACCAAGAAGAAAACUAUGUUGUAGAAACCUGUCUUUGAAGGAACGUGUAGAAGUGGUUGAGGGUAGAGGAAUGCCUUCAAAGCAAUGA
This is a messenger RNA of Angiostrongylus costaricensis, 618 nucleotides long. Lineage: Eukaryota; Metazoa; Nematoda; Chromadorea; Rhabditida; Metastrongylidae. The record is from the annotation of a GenBank genome assembly.